This is a messenger RNA of Nicotiana tabacum (common tobacco), 1856 nucleotides long. Its product is annotated as mediator of RNA polymerase II transcription subunit 4. Gene Ontology annotation, cellular component: mediator complex; core mediator complex. Gene Ontology annotation, molecular function: transcription coregulator activity. The record is from RefSeq and is a predicted model, not a curated record. Gene Ontology annotation, biological process: regulation of transcription by RNA polymerase II. Lineage: Eukaryota; Viridiplantae; Streptophyta; Magnoliopsida; Solanales; Solanaceae.
UCAUCGCUCAAAUCAACCCGUCUUUCAGAUCUUCGCCCAAGUUUUUCUCUCUCCUCUGUGUUCUCGCUCGAGCGAGACCCAAACAAUUGAUUCGUCCAUUUUCUUCAACAGACCAAGUUUUUCAAACCUGGUGUUUGAAGAUGUUACAGAAUGCUCAACACCAACUUCUGCAAUCGCCGGCCCGGCUUGGCCUGCCAACUCCUAGUUCACCUUCUCUUCAAAACCCAACCACUCCUCCUAAGUUCUCCUCGCAAUUGUCACAACAUCUUCAACCUCAUCAACAGGCAAAUAUAUUAACUACCAGUACCACCUCAUCAACACUGCUUCCUCUUCUCCCACCUCUCUCUAGAGCUCAGUCUCUUCUCAUUCAAAUGGCAUCUCUUUCUUCAAGACUCUUUGAAGUCUCACCUAACCGAUCCCAUUGGCUUAGUGCUUUUCGAGGCUCUUUCCCUUCAUUUUUGCCUUCUGCAGCACCGGUUCCUCAAGAUUCCUACCCAUCGUCCUCAAAAGAAAUCCUUUCUGUGUUUACUUCUCUUCAGACACAGCUGUUUGAAGCAGUUGCCGAAUUGCAAGAAAUUCUUGAUCUUCAAGAUGAGAAGCAAAAAGUCACCCGUGAAAUUAGGUCAAAUGAUUCUGCAAUUCUUGCUUUCGCCAAUAAACUCAAAGGAGCUGAGCGUGUUCUUGACAAUCUUGUUGACGAUUACUCUGAUUAUCGCCGUCCCAAACGGGUGAAGUUGGAAAAUGAUAUUGAUGAAUCUUCAGUAACAACUGUAGCAACCCAGUUGAAAUUAUCUGACAUAUUGUCAUAUGCUCAUAGGAUAAGCUACACUACUUUUGCUCCACCUGAAUUUGGUGCUGGACAGGCUCCUCUUCGGGGAGCACUCCCACCUGCUCCACAGGACGAGCAAAUGCGUGCAUCUCAAUUAUAUAAUUUUGCCAAUCUCGAUGUUGGUUUACCUAAAACAGAUGAUGACAAAGAGAAGAUCAUUGAGCCGCUCAUUGAACCUUCAGCAGAUAUUACCAAUCUUUCAGCAAUUCCAGGCCUCAUCCCUCCAAAUAUCAUAGUGCCAUCUGGAUGGAAACCUGGUAUGCCUGUCGAGUUGCCCACUGACCUCCCACUUCCUCCACCUGGGUGGAAGCCUGGUGACCCAAUUGCUCUCCCUCCAGUGGAUUCUCUUCCACUUCCUCCAAAAGUGGAGGAAGCGCCAGCACGACCAGUACCUCCUCCAGGACUGCCAAGAAUGCCCGAGCCAAUACAGGUUCGGCAUGUGCAGCUUGAUAUUGAGGACGAUAGUAGCGAUUAUAGUUCUGAGGCCAGCUCUGAUAGUGAAGAUUGAUGUUGUUAGCUGUUUUGAGUAGCUAAAACAGGUUAGCCAUAUGCAGUUUGCUUCUCCUUGUACAAAGCAGCGGUACCCCUUUUUGCCUCCCUACUGGAUGAGUUAUUUUCUCUCAAACAACAGGUACCACUGCUCUCUUCUGUAUAAUUGGGGGACAUGUCUGUAUAAUUGGGGGACAUGUGAGUUUCAGUUUCAUGUUCUUGAGUUUUCUCUACCGUGUGUGUAGUUUAGGUUUUCUUAUCAGUUUCGCUUUGCCUGUUGACCAUGAUAUCCCCAAGAAAUAAAGAGAGCUAGUGUAAAGGUGAUAACAUGUAUUAUGUGGUUUCUUUCCCACUAAUUAUGUGGCUCAUUUUGUCCCAACAGUGUUCUGAAUAGUCAAGAUCAAACUGUGAGAUUGUUUCUUUGUUUGUUUAUAUUUGUAACCUGUAAAAGCUGUCAUAAUUAUGCUCUCUGUAGAGUAAAGAUCAUUCCAUUAUUCAGCGAAUAUUUGAAGACAAAACAAAAGUAAUGCAUUUCUAA